CCAAUGGCCGCCCCACCAAUGGAUUUUGAAGAGGUCAUCCCAGGCACGCGACGUCUCUAUGACGAGAAUGGCAACAAUCUACCUGGAGAUGCUUCGCUAUUGAAGCACGGUGACAUUGUUCUUGUGCCACAGCCUUCGGAGUCUCCAAACGAUCCGUUACGAUGGUCCAAACCAAGGAAGAUCUGGCACUCUAUCCUGGUCCUUUACAUAGUCGGUUUAACAGCCGCAACGUCUAACAACGCUGGAUCCGGAUCAGACGGUGUAAAUGAAGAGUAUGGCAUCAGCUAUGAUGUUUUUAAUACUGGCGCCGGUGUGCUGUUCAUUGCCAUUGGAUACUGGACUCUGCUAAGCUCCCCGCUUGUUCACUUGUACGGACGGAGAAUUGGAUACCUCAUUUCUAUGCUGGUCAAUAUCGGUGGUCUUAUCUGGUAUGGCCGCAUCACCAACGUUGCAGGCGUUGUUUGGAGCCAGCUGUUUGUCGGCGCAGCUGAAUCGGUCGGCGAAGCCACCGUCCAACUUUCGCUCCUUGAUAUCUGGUUCGAGCACCAGACUGGAAGCGUCUUGGGUAUCUACACCUUUGCAACCGCCAUUGGCACAUAUCUAGGACCGCUCAUUGGAGCGCAUCUGGCGGAAGGACUAGGCUGGCGUUGGAUCGGCUAUGCAGGUGCUAUUAUCUGUGGCAUCAGUCUUAUCGUAAUCUUCUUUGGUCUAGAAGAGACGGAAUUCAACCGCGACCGCUUUUUGACUCGAAAUGGAGACCGCUACCUGGUGGAUGCCGCUCAGUCGCUGCCGGAGAAGACCAUCGAACACGCAUCAGUCGGGAUUCUCCCUGAUGAAGACUCGUUUAAUAAUGCCGAAGACGGGUAUCCUUCCGAAGCUGCCCGCAACCGCAUGUCGCUGUCAUACGGCCAGCGCAAGACCUACUGGGACCGCAUCAGGAUUAUCACUCCCGCUCCCAACCUGCGCGGUACUGGCGCGAAGCAAUACCUCAACCGCCUCUGGCACACUCUACGCGUCUUCACCUUCCCAGCCGUCUGGUACGCCGGUCUACAGUGGGGCUUGCAAAAUAUCUGCCUCACGUUCUACCUGACCGUACAGGAGGACUGGUGGUAUAACGAGCCCUGGAACUAUACUCAGACCGAAGUAGGCAACAUGAAUCUUCCAACACUGAUUGGCAGCUUGAUCGGGUGUGCGUACGGCGGCUACGGCAGUGACAAGUUCAUGCAGUGGAUGAUCAAGCGUAAUAAGGGUGUCAUGGAGGCUGAGUUCCGUCUGUAUCUCAUGGCACUCUGCACUGUUGUCUUUCCAGCUGGUAUGUGGCUGUUCGGCAUUGGGUCUGCGCGCGGAUGGGACUGGCCUGUGCCGUACGUGGGCUUGGGAUUUAUCGGUUUCGGUUAUGGCUGCGCCGGUGAUCUGAGUUUGUCUUACCUCGCCGAUUCUUUCCCUGACAUGGUUCUCGAGGGAAUGGUGGGCGUUGCUGUCAUCAACAACACCAUAGCCAUGCUUUUCACUUUUGUUGCGAGUUACUGGAUUGAUUCUGGAAUGGAGAAUUGUUUCAUCGUUCUGGGUGUGCUCAGCUUUGUGAUCAUGGCAUCGAGUUGGCCUAUGAUCGUGUAUGGUAAGCGCACUCGUCGCUGGGCAAGAGACAGGUACUUGAAGUUUGUUGAGAUCCGUGACGGCUUUUCGAAGUAGGAGUUCUGAUGAGAUGGGACUCACUGGAAUGUAUGGAUUAAACGCGUUCUAUGUAAAAAUCAAGAUCGGUGGAGGUAUCAGGUCACGCAAUUACUGAGGAUGCUGUACAAUAGAUCAAGGACACUCACGCGAAACUUCAUCAAUCGCGAAUUAAAGACCACAAAUGCUCCAACAGCAUUAAGAUACUCAUAGGCCCCUUUUAACUUGGCUUCUUCAGAUUGACACGCUUUCCUGUCUGCUUCACUGGAUUGAGG
Boeremia exigua is the source of this 1946-nucleotide messenger RNA. Its product is annotated as major facilitator superfamily transporter. Gene Ontology annotation, biological process: transmembrane transport. Lineage: Eukaryota; Fungi; Ascomycota; Dothideomycetes; Pleosporales; Didymellaceae. The coding region runs from base 4 to 1692 and encodes 562 amino acids. The transcript has 3 exons. Gene Ontology annotation, molecular function: transmembrane transporter activity. The record is from RefSeq and is a predicted model, not a curated record.